AUGGCUUACGACGUGCCCCAAGCCGGCUCGCUGAAACGCAAGAGGAGAAGGAGGGAGGACAAGCCGGCCAUCUCGGCGCGACUCUUCCUCGACAGCAGUCUGAGGGGCGAGCUGGGUGUCUUGUCGAGUGACCUGCUCAGCGAUCUGUUUCCGGGAGAAGAUCUCGUCGCCGAAGACGGGGAGGGGAGAACUUUGCACGCCGCUGUGACACCCUGGACUCCCCAUCCCUCUGCCACUGAGUCAACCUGGGCUGUCCUGCCUUUCCGCGGCCAACUCGCCAACGAGAAGCCUCUACCUGCGUCCACCAUUCGAUUUCCUGCCUCAGCGUUAGGUACGCAGAGCUUCGUGAGGAUUGUGCAAGCUCUGUCGCCCACCAAGACUCUUCGACAAAACACUUCUGUGGAGAUCCGCAUCAGCGAUGUCAUUCCCUUGCCUUUGGACACCGUCUUCGUAUCAGUCGAUACAGAGGCUCUGCAAAAGCUGGACGAUGUGCACAAGAGGUACGGCGGUGGCUUCGGAGGAUCUUCAGCCCAGAUAGCUCCGAGGGGCGUGAAGAGGGCCGUCGCCGUCACAGACAAUCAAGAGGAGGGAGCUGGGCUGGGUGAUGGAGACGGAAAGACCAAGGCAUUGGUCAAAGAGGCCUUGAGCAACAUCCACGUGGUGCAUACCGAGGACUUCUUGCCGCUGCCAAUUGCACAUCCCGUGACGCAUACACCAGCACCACCCGCUCGCAUCCUGGCCUGUGAACCCGUAUCGCAGGGAAGCAUUGCUCCAACCACGAAUAUUGUCAUCGUCCCUUCAUCAGAGAAGCGAUCUCAUGCCCAUGGGAAUAGGGGUCUCCUGUCUCCGCGGCUGGAGGAGGAGUCGGGAGAGGAGGACACAGCAAAUGAGGUUUUCUACUCGGCAACGGAGGAGAACUCACCCGCUCAACCCAUCGUGGUCUCCAAGUCCGCUACCGACAUGUCCAAUUCUGAUGAUCUGUUCGAUUCGAGUGCCGAGGAGAGCAACCUUUCUGACGACUCGGACGACAUGAUAUCUCUCGCGAAGCCUGGGCUUGCCGAUGCUCCCUCUGGAUUGGGCUCUGCCCUCACUUCGGCCACACCCCGGCCAUUUGGAAGCCGCACCCAAGGUGUGAGUACGCCAGGAUCUGUCUUCUCCAAUGUCACUUCAACCACAAUCCGUGGUGGUCAAGCCACACGCAGCAAGGUCUUCCGUGCUCAGGGUCUCGUCGAGCGCAUUUCAUCAGAGCUUCUGCAUCCAAAGCCUCCACCGUACGAAGAUGAAGAGGCCAGAGUGUACGUCGAUCCACAGGCUUUGGCGCGUCUUGGCUGCUUUUCGGGCGACUGGGUCAGGAUCGAAGCUGCCGAGAGCCAUUUCUUACCGCAAUUAAGCGCAUUCAGUGCUCUCGAUGCAUCGUUUGCUCAGCAGUGGCGCCCCGUGAAGGUCUACACACUCCCAGAGAGCAUGUCGAAGCGUCCACAGCGCUACCAAUUCAACAACAGACAUGGCCGACGAGACAGCAUAUCUUCCCUGGUCACCAACUCGAGCGCGACGGCCACGAUGUACCUUUCGCCGAUCCUGCAUGCGAACCUUCAAGAGCCUACUAACAUCAGCAUGUCCUGCAUACCGUCACAGAAACGGGCGAACUUGAAGCGCCCUCUGACGCCAAGACCUGCAUCCGUAGCAUGCCUGCCUCCGACAGCCUCCGAGGUCACGUUGAGGAAGGUUGUCACCCCAAUCUCGACGGAGCGAUCCCUCAACAAUACGCUCUUCGCAAAACUCAAACAAUACUUUGAGGAGAAGCAACGAAUCCUGAAGCCUGGUGAUCUCAUCGCGGUGCAAGUCGACGAGUCUCUUGGUCGAUCAAUAUACGAGGGCGAAGCUGAACAAGACGGCAGCAGCGCCUCGGCUUUGCUAUGCCACAACUUUGACAACUCGGACGGAAACGAUGAUCAUACGAACAGGAACGUUGCAUGGUUCUCGAUUGAGGAUAUAAAUGUACCGGCACCCGAGGAUCUCAACGGAGCAGAUGCUGAGCUCUGGGGAGAUGUCGCGUGCAUAGAUCCAAGCAAAAUCCAAAUGCGCCAGUCAGGAGAUGACAGGCGUAAGCUCCCCUCCGCCACUACCAACACUUGGCAGUACUAUUUGGGCGUCUCGAAGAUGCAGCCAAAGGCAGGUGCAGGUCAAGGCACUGCGGGAGUGCCAGGAGCUGUUCCGCCAUAUGUCUCGCCAUUGCAGCGUAGGUUGAGGGAAUUGAUAUCUGUGUCCGUUAGCCCGAGGGCAGUCCAUCUCGGAAUGCCACCGUUGACCGUCCUCGUUCACUCGACCCAGCGUAACAUCGGCAAGGCACGAACAAUCCAUCGAGCUUGCGCUGAUCUUGGUGUCCAUUUCUUCCCCAUUGACGCCCACGACAUAUCAUCUGAAGGCGGGGCGGGCGUCGAUGUGCAGGCGCAAGGUCUCCUCGAAGCGCGCUGUGAGCGAGCAUUGGAUUGCGGGGCUGAGAACACAGUGAUAUGCAUCAAGCACCUCGAAGUCUUGGGCGAAGAUCGAGCAGCCUCGUCUUUGAAGGACGUCUUGGAAACCGCGAGAGUGCUCAUUGCAACAACCACAGACAUUGACAAAGUCUCCGACACUGUUCGUGGGCUUUUCACUCAUGAACUCGAGAUGACAGCACCUGACGAAGGCGAGAGAGAAGGUAUCCUUCGCGAUGUGGUCACCGGGUCCGGAACACCACUGUCGGUCGACGUGGAUCUGGCCUCAAUCGCAGUCAAGACUGCUGCACUUGUUGCAGGUGACCUCGUUGAUGUGGUUGAUCGUGCCAUCGUAGCCAAAGCUGAGCGCCUGGAAACACUAGCUCGCUCCAAAGCGGAAAUUGCCAAAAGAGCGAUCAACAUCAAGGACAUCCAGCUCUCCGGCGGUGCUGCUGCAACAUCAGUCAUUCCACUUGAUUUCGACUCUGCUGUCGACCUCGCUCGCAAGAACUUUGCAGAUGCCAUUGGCGCGCCAAAGAUCCCCAAUGUGCAAUGGUCGGACGUAGGAGGCCUGACAAACGUGAAAGACGCAGUCAUCGAAACCAUCCAACUGCCCCUCUCUCGGCCGGAGCUCUUUGCCAAAGGCUUGAAGAAACGAAGUGGAAUCCUCUUCUACGGACCUCCGGGUACUGGUAAAACUCUGUUGGCAAAGGCGAUCGCGACGGAGUUCAGCCUCAAUUUCUUCUCAGUCAAAGGGCCCGAGCUCCUUAACAUGUAUAUUGGUGAGUCUGAAGCUAAUGUUCGACGAGUAUUCCAGCGUGCUCGAGACGCUCGGCCUUGCGUCGUCUUCUUCGAUGAACUGGAUUCGGUUGCGCCCAAGCGUGGCAACCAAGGCGACAGCGGCGGUGUCAUGGACCGAAUCGUAUCUCAAUUGCUCGCUGAACUGGACGGUAUGAGUGAUGGAGAGGAGAGUGGCGGCGGUGUUUUCGUCAUCGGAGCUACGAAUCGACCGGACCUGCUCGAUCAGGCUCUGCUGCGACCUGGCAGGUUCGAUAAGAUGCUCUACCUCGGCAUCAGCGAUACUCACGAGAAGCAAGCUACUAUUCUCCAAGCACUGACAAGGAAGUGAGUAUAACGAAGACUUGAUCCGAAUGGCAAUGGCUGACUCUUCAAUAGAUUCACACUCGAUCCAUCGGUAUCGCUUGCUCGCGUCUCCGAGACGCUUCCAUUCACCUUUACAGGUGCCGAUCUGUAUGCUCUGUGCUCUGAUGCCAUGCUCAAGGCUGUCACACGGUCUGCACGUUCGGUAGACCAGCGUGUUGCGGCCAUCAAUUCGGAGCGCGCCAUUCGUGGGCAGAGCAAGAUCUCGGUGGCCUACUAUUUCGAUCACUACAGCACGGAGGCGGACACUCAAGUUCUCGUCACCGAGGACGAUUUCAUUCGUGCCAAGUCAGAAUUGGUCCCUAGUGUCAGCGUGGACGAGCUUGGUCACUAUGAACGAGUUCGCAGCACUUUCGAGGGCGCGGCAACGACCAGCGAAAAUUCCCAGGACAUCGACAGUGUGGAUGACGCCGGUCGCUCGAGCCAAAACGGUCCCAGCAACGCUCGUAGUAGGGCGACUGAAGCUAUGAGACGUGCCAGCAAGAACAAGCUACCUACCACGAACGGCGGGCCCGGUCAUGCUGUCCACGUCCACAGACCAGUAAUGACGCCUGGCGCUCAUGAUGGCAACGCCAACGCCAACGACGACGAUGACGACUAUGUCAUCCGGACUGACCGGAUGUCAUUGACUGAUGGGACCGCGCGGUUAAGUCCUAGUAAAGGGAAGGGGAAGGGUAAGAGCCGUGAGGUGCCUGAGCAGGCAAUUCUCCCGGAUGGAAUGAACAACCAUGCAGCGGACAAGGAUCUGUACGAUUGA
Messenger RNA from Lecanosticta acicola, 4389 nucleotides. The record is from the annotation of a GenBank genome assembly. Lineage: Eukaryota; Fungi; Ascomycota; Dothideomycetes; Mycosphaerellales; Mycosphaerellaceae.